CUUGAGAGAGCCGAGCAAAGCAGAAAGACGGUCACAAACCUCUUUCGAGAAGACGAGAGCAGUGUGGGCGUGGCGAGGAGCCAGAGGCGUACUCGACCGCUGUCGAUAAGGGCCUCGAGGUCCCGUGUCGUGUGUAGCAAGGCGCAAGGGAGCUAG
Molecule: messenger RNA, 156 nt
Organism: Mixia osmundae IAM 14324
Lineage: Eukaryota; Fungi; Basidiomycota; Mixiomycetes; Mixiales; Mixiaceae
Exons: 1
Source: RefSeq, a predicted model, not a curated record